Messenger RNA from Engraulis encrasicolus (European anchovy), 5319 nucleotides. It is a transcript of the gene igfn1.1, whose product is annotated as immunoglobulin like and fibronectin type III domain containing 1, tandem duplicate 1. The record is from RefSeq and is a predicted model, not a curated record. NCBI's taxonomy places the organism in Eukaryota, Metazoa, Chordata, Actinopteri, Clupeiformes, Engraulidae. Bases 227 to 4780 code for a protein of 1517 amino acids. Gene Ontology annotation, molecular function: protein binding. The transcript is spliced from 27 exons.
GAGGACUUCUUUUGGCAAGCGGCUGAGUGCAGGGUGCUGAGGGUAGCUUGCCACAGAAGCAUAUGUUGCUCUUGCUCCCAAAGGAUUUAUUACCUUGCACGACUUCGAGGGGCACCACUCAAAUAUCAGGGUGGCAAGGAGUGCUGCUUGUGAGGAGCUGAAAUUGUCUACGCCGAAGACUGUGACCAGAUCUGUUUGCAAUUGGUGAAGCAAAUCUCCCUCCAAAAUGAAGAUAAAGAAAUCCAAAGUGACGGACCAGUCUGCCUCAGGGCAGCAAGGUGCUGAAGGCGGUGCGCCGAAGAAGAAAGGCAUCAAGUUCAGGUCCAAGGUCCCUGGGGUCAUGAUCACACAAUAUGUUGAGCAAAUGCCAGAGGAUAAGACCACUCCAGACUUCACACGUAAACCCAUUGGAUUGACAAUUCAAGAAGGGAAGCUUGCCAUCUUCAAAGCGAAAGUGAUUGGAGAACCCAAACCCACCGUUACAUGGGCGAGAGCCAACGGAGAAAUGAAUGAUCCAGAAAAGUUCCAAUCGAAAUUCGACCCUAAUACAGAUGAGCACACCUUGGAGAUCCCAAAUGUGUCUUCAGAUGAGGCUGACACCUACAAGUGCUAUGCUAGAAAUGAGUUUGGGAAGGCGGUUUGCACGGUUAUGCUGAAUAUCAUUGAAGUUGGAUUUAAAAAGAAGAAAGAGAUGGCAAAAUCUAAGGAAGCGGCUGCCACAAAAGCAGACCCCACAGAGUUUAGAAAAAUGCUGCGGAAAGGUAAAAAGAAGGAGGAAAAGAAGGAAGGUGAGAUUGAUGAGGACGUCUGGGACCUUUUGUUGAGCGCUGAUAAGAAGGAUUAUGAACGUAUAUGUGCUGAACAUCACAUCACUGACUUCCGUGGAAUGCUGAAAAAACUGCAGGAGAUGAAAAGAGAAAGAGAGGAGGAACAAGCUCAGUUCAUUGAACAUCUCAGCAAUCUCAAGCAAAUCAAAGUGAGAUCAGAGGAUACGGCAGAAUUUGAGUUGGAUAUGGAGCUAAAGGACCCCAACAGUCAGAUUUUCAUCUACAAGGAUGGAGUCAUGGUUGCUUUCAGCAGAGAAAUGGAAGGUGACGUUAAACACUCUCUGAAGCAAGUUGGAAAGAAGUUUAUAUUUUCUGUCAGAAACCUGUCAGCAGAGGAUGCUGGACUUUAUCAACUCGACGUUGGGGGUGUAAAUGUCUUCACUUCUGAUUUAAAACUUCCUCCUGUUGACUUUGCCGUAAAAAUCCAAGAAGUCAAGGCAGAGGAGAGGCAAGAUGCUCAGUUUGAAUGUGUUCUCACUAUGCCGCAACCUGAGAUUACAUGGACACUCAAGAACAACCCCAUUGAAACUGGCGAAAAGUUCGAGAUCACUUGCUCUGAGGACAAACUUAUCCACAAGCUUCUCAUCAAAGACUGCAUGCCUGUUGAUAGUGGAAUCUAUGCAGCCAUUGCUGGCCUCAAGUCUUGCAGUGCCUGGCUAAUAGUUGAGGCUGACAAAGGUGCUAAAGGUAAGAAGAAGGAAAGGAAAGCUGGUGUGGCAGGUGGCGGCGUAGACCUGGCCAAGGUUGCAGCAGAGCAGCAGGAGAAAUACAAGAAAGACAUGGAGGCAGCUCUUGAAGCAGCAAAGAAAGCCCAGUUGGAAAGGGAAGCGCUCGACGCUAAAGCUAUGUCGGAUGAAGAGGAGGCAGCAAAGCGGAGAGCAGCGGAGCGAGCGGCAGCCGCCGAGAGAGCCGCAAGAGAGGCUGCUGAAAAAGCCGCGAGGGAGGCCGCUGAGAAAGCAGCCAAGGACCUGGCCGACCUGGAGGCAGCAGCCAAAGCUGCCAUAGAGGCAGCCAACAGGCCAGGUGCAACACCGGAGGAGAUUGCAGCAGCGGAGGCUGCAAAGGCAGCUGCAGAAGCAGCAGCAGCAAAGGCAAAAGCUGAGGCAGAUGCCAAGGCAGCCGCGGACGCAGCAGCAGCAGCAGCAGCAAAAAAAGGAGAAGGAGACGAAGAUGAUGAUGAUGAUGAAGAGGGGAAGAAAAAGAAGAAGAAGAAGAGAGACGGCCCACUGGUUCCAGACACCGUAAUAGCAAAAUCAGGAGGGCGCACAAAAAGCAAACGGCGCACGGCAAAUAGUCAAAACGAUGCAACACCCGAAACCAGCAGUUACUCACGUAGCAAGCAAGAACUACUGGUUCCAGACGCUGCUGUGGACGAUGAUGCGAGUGGAUACGGAGGUCGUGGCCGCCAUGGGCGCGGAGGGCGCCUUGGCGACUCCGAUAGCGACGACCUCGAAGGCGAGAACGAAGGGGACGCUGCUAGGUCCGCAAGGGCUGCUAGGCGCGCAGCCCGGGCUAAGGCUAAGCAAGCCCUGUUGGUAGAGGAGACGGUAACUGACCCGGGAGUGCAAUUUUCUUCAGGACUUGAGGACUGCAAAGUCAUGGUUGGACAGCCGACGGAGUUGGUUUGCAAGUUGACCAAAGAGGAUGCGAAAGGAAUAUGGUACAAAGAUGGUGUUGAGAUCACAGCUGAAACAGAGGGGAUGACCAUAAGCCAAGAUGGCGUCUUCCACAAACUGCUCAUCCCCAGUGUCAGUGAGGAAUUGGGAGGCAGAUAUAAAUUUGAGGUGGAAGGAGGACGCAAAUCAGAAGCCGACAUUUUUGUUGAAGACCCCCCACGAUUUGAUGGAGAAGACUUGGAAAAAUUUGCAGCCCCGACAAUCAUAAAAGCUGGCAAAAGAGCCUCGUUUAAGCUUCCAUACCUGGGAAAAGAACCAGUAAAAAUCCAGUGGUUUCACGACGGUGAGGAGUUGGCGCCUGAUACUAAUAUCCAGAUUUUUAAUGAAGAAGGCCACACCUGUUUAGUGUUCACCGGCAAGCUACAACGGAAGGAUACAGGAGAGAUAAAAAUUAAAAUAAAAAACGAGUUUGGAACUGUUGAAGCUGUCACACAGCUUAUCGUACUUGACAGGCCAACACCUCCUCUUGGUCCUCUGGAAAUUAUUGAAGCUUCUGCAAGCUGUAUUGAAUUCAAGUGGAGAGUUCCAAAGGACGAUGGUGGGUCCCCAAUUACAAAUUACGUUAUGGAGCGUAAUCAGAUAGGCCGUAACACGUGGAAAAAGUAUGGAGAGAUCCCUGGAGACGCCCACUACAAGGACACAGAUGUGGACCAUGGAAGAAGAUACUGUUAUCGUUUAAGGGCUGUGAACGCAGAGGGGAUCAGUGAGCAGAUAGAAACGGAGGAUGUCCAGGCUGGAAUUAGAGCCUAUCCCGGACCUCCUAGUGUUCCCAAAGUAGAGAGUGCAUUUAAUGACUGCAUCAAUCUGAUGUGGACUCCCCCCACCAACACUGGUGGUGGACAAAACAUUUUGGGCUAUAUUGUGGAGAAGAGGAAGAAGGGAAGCAACCUUUGGGGGCAGGUCUAUCCACCUGAGGGUCAACUAAUCAAAGGCAAGAAAUUUGGAGUUACAGAUGUUAUUGAAGGAAUGCAAUAUGAGUUCCGUGUAGCUGCUGUAAACAUGUCAGGAGCGGGUGAAUUCAGUACCCCAUCUGAAUUUGUGUUUGCCAGGGAUCCCAAAAAGCCCCCUGGAAAAGUACUUGACUUGAAGAUCACAGAUUCAACCUAUACCACUUUGUCCCUGGCCUGGACUAAACCAGUCGAGGAGAAAGGUGUGGAAGACGAGGCUAAAGGAUACUUUGUGGAGAUUCGGCCCGCUGAAUGCAUAGAAUGGAACCGCUGCAACGUCACUCCUUUACUAACUGGCUCAUUCACUGUAAAAUGCCUGAAGUCUAUGGCCAUGUACUGGGUGAGAGUCAUAGCUACUAAUGACGGAGGAGAUGGACUGCCAAGAGAUUUGGACAAUUACGUUCUUGCCAUGCCUCCGCCAGUACGACCCAGAUUCACAGAUCUGAAAAUCAAAAGCCUUAUGGUGGUUAAAGCAGGGAACUCGGCACGUUACAAUAUCAACUUUGAGGCUUCGCCAUGGCCAAAUGUGACCUGGUUGAAAGAUGGCGUCCCUGUAAGCAAGCGCAUCACCGUUAGCAAUGGCCCCACUUCAUCCCAGCUUCUGAUUCCGUCAGCUGAGCGUAAUGACACGGGAGUAUACACCAUUCUGGUGAAAAAUAUUGUGGGCCAGGAAACCUUCAGCAUUGAGAUCAGAGUCACAGAUGAGCCCAAGCCACCUGGCCCAGUGGAGGUUGAGGAGAAUGUGCCAGGCACAGUCACAGUGACCUGGACCGCAUCUCCAGAUGAGAAACGUGACGACAGGCUCCACUACAUGGUGGCGAAGCGCGACUCUACCAAAAAGACAUGGCACACUGUGGCAGAUCGCAUCUUCAACAACAAGUACACGGCUUGCAACAUCAUGCCGGGCCGUGAAUAUCGGUUCAGAGUCUUUGCCAAGAACGACAUGGGAAUGUCUCUACCAUCGGAGUCACCCAAGUGGCUCAUCGUUGGCAAGAAAGAAAAGUUUGCAUUGAACAUGCCUGAGACCAAGUCAUGUGACCUGGAUAGGCCUCCCAAGUUCCUGGUUCCUUUGAGGAUGCACACUGCCCCCGAGGGCUAUGAGUGCUACAUGAGCUGUGCCGUGAUCGGAGACCCAGCGCCUCAUGUCACCUGGUACCGCAACAAUGUCAGCCUCAACACCAACACCAACUACUACAUCUCAAACACUUGCGGCGUCUGCUCCAUGCUCAUCCUGAGAGUGGGCCCCAAAGACAUGGGAGAUUACAUGGUCGUUGCUGAGAGCGAACUGGGGAGGGCAGAGUGCACCACUAAACUGACUGUGCGAGAUUAAGCCAACAGUUCAUCAAUGACCAGGAUGUUCCAUUCUGAACAUAUGGUGUGGUUCUGAGAUUUUCUUUUUUCUUUUUUUUUUGGACUCAGUGAGACUUAUAUAAUGCUUUGAUUUGUUGUUUUUAUGUAGAAGUAUUUUCGCUUAUCUUUUUCUGAAGAUAUAAUGUGUUAUCACAUGUAAUGUGAUGUUACUCAACAUUCUAGGUGUUGCAUUCACUGGAGAAUGGUAUGCAUCACUUGACUGUAAUAAUUAGGUUUUGAGGGAUGAAUGAGUUGUGAUGGCAUUUUCUCAUGUAUCAUGCUUUGUCUUAAGCAAACACCUUUCGACUUUUCUGGUUUACUUAUUAUUAUGAACAUUACAAUGCGGCCUCUAGGCCAGCAGUACUUCAGUGACCAUAACAGUGCAUAGAAAUGAGUGAUGCCUAGCAUUGCCACAAGUCUGCUUCUUAGAUGCUUCAAUGUCAGACUAAAGCACUAUUCUCUGACAUGUUAAAAAAUACUGGGCAAAGUACUGUCCUGUGACCACUGCACUAAUGACAA